Saccostrea echinata is the source of this 4624-nucleotide messenger RNA. RefSeq names its product inner centromere protein A-like. Gene Ontology annotation, cellular component: meiotic spindle midzone; chromosome passenger complex; midbody. Bases 93 to 3692 code for a protein of 1199 amino acids. The transcript has 19 exons. The record is from RefSeq and is a predicted model, not a curated record. Gene Ontology annotation, biological process: positive regulation of protein serine/threonine kinase activity; meiotic spindle midzone assembly; metaphase chromosome alignment. NCBI's taxonomy places the organism in Eukaryota, Metazoa, Mollusca, Bivalvia, Ostreida, Ostreidae. Gene Ontology annotation, molecular function: protein serine/threonine kinase activator activity.
GUUUGGUUUAUCCGGAAGUCAAUUUUCAUUGGCUGAUAAUUUGGAGGUAAAAUUUCGUAUAUUUUGAAAGUGGGAUUCACUGGGAGGGAACAAUGCCCAAACUUAAGAAAAAUAAGAAGAAUGCCACAAAAGUCCCCAUGGGAAUGGUGGAUGAAAAGAUUGAAAAUGUUAUUGGAAAAUUGUUUGUCACCUCCUUCACAAGAAUUCAUCAAAUUAUCAAGGAAGAUGUGGUCAAAAUGUUUGAGGAAGAAUACAAAUGGGCAGAUGAACUGCUGGAAGAAGUUAAACGAGAGUUUUCAAGCCCUGUCAGCAAGAUCAAGUUACUGCCAAAGACACCUUCUGCUAAGCGGAAGAGAGGACGGAUAAGGAAGGAAACGGUUAUUGAAGAAGCUGAAGAAAAAGAUACUUCUGAGGAUCCUACAGAAAGUGUGCCAAUUGCUUGUGAUACGGAUGCUAACAUUCUUGCUUAUGAAACACCCCCACAGCGUGCCUACCGUACCAGAGCGGCGUCGAGGACAGCUCAAACAAAGAGAGUAACACGCAACACUGCAGCAAAGAAGCAGGCCAAAUAUUCAGAGAGUGAAGACCUGAUCAAUGAAGUACAGUCCUCAGAAGAUAAGAAAACACCUGUUCUAAACUUCAACAGUUCAACCAAAUGUGAUAACUUAACACCUAAUAUACUUUUAAAAGGAGGGACUUCUAAAUCUCAGAAUUCUGAGUCACAUGUUUUUAGCCCUCCAGUAGGAAAACCGGGUAAAGGUCAUGUUAAAAACAAAGUUCAUGCAUAUGAAGAAUACAUAGAGCAAAACAGCCCAUCUUUAAGACAUGGACAAGCUGUGAACCAGAGUUCUGUGCCAGAAACACCGGAACAAACCGAAACUAUGUCCAACUCCGAAGAAACUUGUCUUGAGACACCAGAAGCAGUUUCUCUUGGUAAAAGGUUGAGUGUACAUAAACCCCUGAUGUCAACAUCUGCCAGUAGAAAGAGUUUACUGAAGAGUAGUAAAAUACACAUGAACCCAAAACUUCUACAUACAGCGGAAAAUAAAGAGACUCCAGGAAAAAAGAACAAACUGAAGCUUAAGAAAAAGACCCAAAAAGAUAAACAGGAUGAUGAAGGAACAAGCCACAGUGAGAAAGAUACUGUAGAGUCUUUAGCCCAUGAGAAUUCUAAUGAAAGAAAACUAGAGUCAGAGAAAGAAAAUUCAGCAGUGAAUUGUGUAGAGUCAGUUCAGACUGCUAUGAACACUGACAAUGAACCAGAAAAUCAAGUGGAGAGUAAACAUGAACAAGAAAUGAAAGAAAGUAUACAUGAGCAGGUUCAGGUAGAUGAACCAAUGGAAUCGAGGGAAGUUAUUCAAGAACCUAACGAAAAGGAGAAUGAACAAUUGGCAGGUGAGGAAGAGGAUGUCUCAAUGCACAGCACUGCAGAGGAACCUUUAUCUAGUUCACAUCAGGAGUCUGAGAAAGUCGGAGAAGAAAAAGGUGAUCAAGAAGAGGAUAUAUGUAUGGAAGAGUGUGAAAAUGUCCCAUCUGUAGAUAUUAAAGAGAGUGAGAGUACCAAAGACCAACAACAGGUUGUGGAAAAUGUAGAAAACAAAGAGAGUGAAAGGAAGAAUUUAUCCUCGGAUGCAAAUGGAGGAGAGUCUGACGAUGAUGAGGUGAUGUUGCUUUCCAAGGACGAGGAAUGUAAAACGUCUGCUGAGUCUAAACAGAAGACAGAUUCCGUCACUCAGGCUGACGACGAGAGCGAGGAGACAGAGGAGGAGAAACAGCCUCCCCGAGCCAGCAAGCGCACCAAGCAAAGAAAUCAACCCAAAACUCAAGUCAAGUCCGAGUCCGAUAGUGAAACUGAUACUCUUCCUCCAAAAAGGACAAGAACGAAAACCAGGAAAGUUUUGGAGAACGAGAGCAUGGAAGUUGCCAAGCCUGUCAGGCAGAGCACAAGGACUAAGCAGAGGAAGCAGGAUGGAGCCUCUGUGUCAUCUGCUGCGGGGUCAGACACGACCAGUGAGGUCGACUCGGGUCAUGGGAGUCUGACCAGUGGCUCGAGGACCACUAGGUCCAAGAUGAGGAAACCUAAAGAAAGCUCAGUCAACUCUGAUGCUGAUGCUCAUUUUGCUGUCCCAGAAAAUCCUGCUCCCAGGGCAAGAACGACCUCAAGAAAGAGAACUCUUGACACUGAUGGUGAAGAUGAAAUAAAUUCAUCUCUAUCGAAAAAAACUAAGAGGGAAAGUGGCGAGUCUUCUGAGGUUACAUCUGAUGCAAAGAGCAGAAGUGCCAGAAAAGGUACAGACACAGAUGAUGAAAGAAGCAGUCAGAGUGAAGAUGAAACUCCUGAUACAGUCCGAGCGCAGGCAAAGAUUGUGAAACCAGUGUCUUUCCUAAACAACUUAAACAAUAAGGUGGUGCGACCAGCUGGACUGAAUUUCAGUGGAGUGAAGUCCUUCCUGCAUCAGAAUACCCCACCUAACAAACUCACUGUCAAGGAACAGCAAGAACAAAGGAAGAGAGAACUAGAGGAGAAGAAAAAGAAAGAGGCUGAGAGGUUACAAAAGAGAGAACUAGAGAAGAAGAAAAAGAUAGAGGAACUCCGAAAGAAGCGGGAGGAGAGGAUGAGGAGAGUGAACGAGAGAAGAGAGCAGGCCAAUCGGGAGGAGAUGGAGUCUAAAAAUAGAAUCAUGAAGACAUUGGAGGAGAAGAGUAAGCAGGCUGAUGAUCUGAAAGAGGAGAAAAUGAAGGAGGAGCAGGAGAGACAGAAAAUGAGGUUGAAAAAGCAGGAAGAAGCAGAAGAAAGAAGGAGACAAGAAGAGGAAGAGAGAGCUAGAAAACUCAAGGAACAGGAGGAGAUGGAACAGAGGAAUAUAGAGUUUAUGCAGAGGAAGAAGGAGCAUGAGGAGCAGGAGAGGCUGAGGAAGAAGGCAGAGGAGAGGAGGAAAUUCGAGGAGAGAAUGGCUGAGUUUGAGCGGGAGAGGAUCGCAGAGCAUGAGAGACUGAAGAAGAUUGAGGAGGAGAAAAUCAGGGAGAGACAGAAACUUAGGGAAGAAAGAGAGAGGCAGUUGGCAAAAGAAAGAGCUGAAAGGGAUCGUCUGGAUACAGAAAAAAGAAAACAAAAGGAACUGGAGUUGAAACAGAAAAUGGAAAAGAUCAAAGAAUUGGAGAAGAAGCGGUUAAUAGAAGAAGAAAAGCGUAGACAGGAACUAAAGGAACGGGAGAGGGCAAUCAAUGCCAUUGUAAAUAAACACAACAUGUAUGCCCAGAGUGUCCCAGUUACCAGUGUCAUCUCGGGAAUGCCGAAACCCAACCUGAACUCCACGCUGACUGUCGAACAGCCAAUCAAUAGCCAGGAGAAAAUGCCAAAUCCCGACUCGUAUGAAAUGACACCUGCUAAGAAAUUUCUCCCACAGAAGGUCUCCUUGGAGAGCUAUGACAUUUCUGAUCUUCGAUCUGACGACUCCACCGAUGAAGAUGAUGCUCCCAGAAAAAGGGUGCCAAACUGGGCCCUAGGGGCAUCUUUGAAGGCAGCUUUGAUUCAACAGCAUUACCAUCCCCCUGAUUUGAAUCUGCUUUUCACAGAAAUCGUGCCACCAGAUCUCAAUGAGUUGUUUGUCAAGAAGAAGGCUAGGUUUAACAAGAGAACAAGUUCUGCAAUUUGGACAUCACCUAUUCUGAAACCGGGCAUGAAUCAUUGAUAUUGUAAUCUUGUUUAAGUGACAUUUCAGUCAAGAAUAAUGCACCAGUGCUUGCAUUUCUCAAAUGCAGAUGGACUUUGAUGAAGAUUUUCAUUUUCUGUGACAUUUUGUGCCAAUGAGCAAUUAUUUUUUUUAAUUUAUCAGUUUUUGAAGAUGACAGAAUAUGAAGAAUGAUUGAGUGUAACAUUGUGGAGCAUGUUUUUAUUUCCCCUUGAUAUAUGUAAGCGUACAUGGUAUUUAGCAGUUUUGUUGAUGUACACUGGUUAUGAUAUUGCUAAAGUGAGAGUGAUUUUAUUUUAUUUUUUUCAUAAGAGAGUUUGCAUGUAAUGGUGGUUUUAAUUGAGUUUUCUACGUAAUUUGUCUCUUCAGGUCUAAGUAUAUAAAAUUCAUUUCACAUAAAACUGUACAUAUGGUAGUCAUCGAGAAGAUGAAGAACAAAAAUGUGUAUAGUCAUUUGAAGGGUUUUUUGUUCAGUUACCCAGAAAAAUAAAGAUGAAUAAGUUGCAAAAUUACACAAUAAAUUUUCCUGGUAGUUCUUAUUCACAAACUUUCAAUCUUCCUCCCUCCCUCUCUCUCACAUUCUUUCAAAGCUAAUCAAAAUUGGAGAAAUUAACCAUUGUAUAAUAGAAUUUCAGGUCUCAUUCCAUAAUUUCAUUCACUUCAAAGGAUUACUUGUAGAUAUUUCCAUAUGAGCGAGUUGGUUUAUUUUUUCUCCAUAGCAUGUUUUGUUUCAUUUCUCCGGAAAAUUUGAAAUGUUUGAAUAUUGGUGACAUUUGCAAAAAAUGAAAAUGUUAUCACUGAUUUGAGCCUGUAUGAAGGAAAUGCAUGAUUAAUUAAGAAUGAAGUAAAUAUUUAAUGAUGACAUAAUAUCAGUAAUUUUUAUGUACCAUGGACAUUUCUAUUAAAUAUGAUAAUAAAUUUUGUUUUUGUGA